Molecule: messenger RNA, 827 nt
Organism: Rubroshorea leprosula
Lineage: Eukaryota; Viridiplantae; Streptophyta; Magnoliopsida; Malvales; Dipterocarpaceae
Source: the annotation of a GenBank genome assembly
CUCAAUUUUAUCCUGGCUGAUUAUAUUAAUUUUCUGCAGGCUUUGAAUGCUCAGUCAAGAGCUCUACUAAUGGCAAAAUUGGAUCGUUCUGGUAUUGCCACAAGCAUUGCUGGCUCUCUUGGGGUACCUAUCCUCAAUGGGUCAGUUCCAACUCAACAACCUGUUGCAUUGCCCAUCAAUGGGCAGCCUGCUUAUCCAGCUGCAAUUUUGCCUGCCCCGAUUGUGUCCACUACAUCUACAUCUGAACCUAUUGGGCAGCCCAGUGAGUGUUUGUUGUUGAAGAAUAUGUUUGAUCCAGCUACUGAGACGGAACCAGAUUUUGAUCUGGAUAUAAAAGAGGACGUGGAAGAAGAAUGUAACAAAUAUGGAAGGGUGAUACACAUUUAUGUGGAUAAACAUGACAGGGCAGGUUGUGUAUAUUUGCGGUUUGAAUCUGUAGAAGCAGCUGCAAGAGCCCAGCGUGCAAUGCACAUGAGAUGGUUUGCUGGCCGAUCUAUAUCGGCCACAUAUAUGGAACCCCAUGUUUAUGAAGCAAAGUUUAAAGGAUGAACUUGAACCAGUUUUGACUCUAAGAGGAUGUGCAACCGAAAUCCCUUGGUGUUGUGGUUGAGAAUAGGUCACUUUUCGAACUCCAUUUGCCCCAGGUUUAAACUUGAAGAAUUUUAUUUUGUACACAACUUGCUAUAUGUAUGGUAACGCCAUAUGUCUUCUUCCUCUUGGUCAGAUCUGUAAUUUUCUAUUUAACUCCUGUAAUUUGUUGACUUGAAACAAGAAGCGUAUUACUGGUAAUAUUUUUUAUUCUCUCAUAAGCCGACACUUAUUUUUAC